CCGCGCCUUCAGCAGCGACGGUGACUCUGAGUGUCACCUUCUGGCGGACCGUCCACUGCCGGCCAGACAGCGCGUAACGUGCGGCCACGCGAUCGAGAAGAGGGGGUGGCAAGUCGAGAAAGGCAUACCUUUGUCGCUGCGCCCUGCUGCCGGGUUGCGCCCGCGGACAAGAAUCCAGGGCGGGCACCGUGUACCAUCACGCCCCCCGCCACGACCAGGGGCAGCGCCCGCCCCCUGCCUUUGCGCUGCCCCUCCCCCUUCCCCACGCCCACCAUCAGCCGCUCGCCUAUCCCCACCCGCUCCACGCCCUGCCUUAUGCCAGCAGUCCCGAGGACUAUCUUAUAGCGCCUAACGAGGCUGCUCCCAGUACCGAGUCUCAAAUGGCAGACACCGGGCUGUUAGAGGCAUAUGCCGAGCCCAUGCUGGGCCCGGAAGACGAGCUGGACAGAGAAUACAGAAAGAGCCCGAGGAAGAAACCAAGAAUCACCCUGCCGAGGGGACAUGCUUGUGUAGCAUGCAGGCAACGGAAACUUAAGUGCCAAGAAGGUAUACGUCCCUGCAUCACUUGCGUCAAAGCCAAUAUAGAUUGUCGGGACGAAGAAAUACCCCGCAAAAAGCCAAGGCAUGUUGUUCUAGAAGAGAGAGUUGCCGAGCUGGAAGGUCUGCUCGGCCUGCAAAAGGGGCAACCGGUCCCUCGGAAGAGUAAUCCAUCCUCAACCACGUUCAGUGGAUACUCGGCUAGCCCCUCGCCUUCUGAGCACUUCUUUUCCGAGUAUCCACAGGUCAGUUCAAGUCAUACCGUCAAUCCCUAUCUGGACCACCCUCCCCUGUCGGUAACCGGCAGGCCAACAGCUUCUUCGCAGAUUGAAAUUCCUCCAGGCUCUGCUAUAGAGCUAUCACUCAUACAGUUUAUCCUGCCCUAUACACCUUAUUUGCUACUCCCUCUGCAUCCACAACGUUUCCUGGCCUCGUUAUCAUUACCCCCGGAAGACAACUCUCGACCCCACCCAGCUCUCUUGUACACCCUUUUUUCUCACGCUGUCUCCCAUCUUGAAAGGGGUAUUCCCCCUCCCUAUCCCCCAGAUAAACCUAUGGGUCUCUUUCCGUCCUCGCCACCUCCUCCUUUCCCAAUACCCACUCUCAGCACCGGCUUUAUCCUAUCGCAUCUAAGGGGCACAUCAGGGCCACUCCUUGCAAGAGCACGACUUGAGCUGGACCAAGGUAUUCGUGGAGUCGAUCGCCUUUUCGAUCUCACCAGAGCAGCGAUAGGCAUAGCUCAUGCACUAUAUAGGAGGGGAAAUUUUGUUGAAGGCUGGACCAUGCCUGUUGCAAAUCUUGUGGUUGCUUGCGGGCUACAUAGGAUCUCGGGGAACUGCGUCCCCCCACCCACAAGCUCGAAAGGGAUACAGGGAUUGCCACAACCCUAUGCACACCCCGAUUAUUAUUUACAUGCUCAUACGCCAAGCCAGGUUAUCCCAGACAGACAAGAGCUUCGGAUGAGACCGGUGCUCAUACCACCCGCUAGGGAUGAAAUUGAAAUAGCUGAACGAGUGAUGACGUUUUGGGCAAGUAAACACCAGAUGUGGAUAUCCUCGGGAGGAUGGGGGUGGUCAGAUCCUCUGUCUGACGCUGAAUGUACAACAGAAUGGCCUUGGGGUUGGGGUCAUGUUGAAUUACGAGCGGUCUUGCCUUUAGAAAGGUACACAUUAAACGAUAUUCAUGACCCUGACUCCAAUAUUCACACUGGAGCCUAUGCGGAUACAACGCACACCUUGGCCAUGAAGAGCAUGGCAUUGCUCUGUCGAGCAGGACGCUUGUUCGAUCUUCCAAAAAUUACGCAUCCCACUUCCCUCAGCAACGAAGGAAGUUUCCCAUUUUUCCCUCAUAUCCCACCCAUUGAAGAUGUUGAAUCCGUCGAAAUAUGUUUGGCUCUUUUCCGUCAACACAUACCCCUUCCCUUUAUUUUUCCGCCCCCGGUCUCAACGGCUAAUGGGCCAGCAAUGGCUUCAGCACCUCUUGAUACUGAGAUCUACGAUGGGCCCUCGGAUCCAUGGUGGAUUCUCUUCCAUUUCAACCUCUAUGCAGCAGAGAUGCUUAUGUGGAGAGAAAUGGCCUUUCAUCGCCCAGAAUCAAGCGGUGCGGCGCUGCAGUGUGCCAGAGCCUUGGUGAAUUUGACAAGGUCGAUACCAGACGAGAAGUGGGCCAACGUCGACAUGAUGGUCGCUUUUUCAAUAUCGCUGGCCGCUCGUUUGCUGGUCAAAGAAGCAGCACGAUUUCAGGCAUCAGGAGCUCUCACUGCAGCUGCCCACGCUUUGGCAGAUGCCGACAUUCUCCAAAACUGUUUAGAUGGGCCGUUCAAUAGGUAUAUGGAAGUCGCCGGAGGGAUGUUCUCAAGGAUUGUGGACAACGUAAGAGAAGGGCGCACAGAAAAGAAUGGAGAAUAUGAGCGGGUGUAAAUCCCCUGACCUCACUGUAAUCACUACGAAGUGAUCGUAAGCUCAGUAUCAAGGAGUACGGGGAUAGUACUAUUAGGCGGUUCAACUGUUAGCUGGUCAUUUGUUGGGCGUAUUUUUACGAUGUUUAAUGACUUGUGUAGAUAUAAUGCUGCCCCCUCAUUCCAUAUUGUUUGCAUAAAUACUGUUCUUUCAAUGCAUAAAACCCCGAGAGUUAAUUGAAGGGGG
Cryptococcus deneoformans JEC21 is the source of this 2681-nucleotide messenger RNA. RefSeq lists its product as hypothetical. The record is from RefSeq and is a predicted model, not a curated record. Gene Ontology annotation, molecular function: DNA-binding transcription factor activity, RNA polymerase II-specific; zinc ion binding. Bases 381 to 2456 code for a protein of 691 amino acids. The transcript is spliced from 7 exons. Gene Ontology annotation, biological process: regulation of DNA-templated transcription. Gene Ontology annotation, cellular component: nucleus. NCBI's taxonomy places the organism in Eukaryota, Fungi, Basidiomycota, Tremellomycetes, Tremellales, Cryptococcaceae.